Molecule: messenger RNA, 1523 nt
Organism: Penaeus indicus
Lineage: Eukaryota; Metazoa; Arthropoda; Malacostraca; Decapoda; Penaeidae
Gene: Chd64
Product: myophilin-like
Exons: 4
Coding region: 107-667 (186 amino acids)
Biological process (GO): actin filament organization
Cellular component (GO): actin cytoskeleton
Molecular function (GO): actin filament binding
Source: RefSeq, a predicted model, not a curated record
AAAAGGGCGUCCAGCGCAUGGUCUGUACCAGUUCACUUCACAUCGCCUGGGUGUACGCACGCUUUUCAUCCAUUCUCAUCCUCCCCCUUGAACAAACCACGCCAAAAUGAACCGUGCUACCAAGUCCGGAAUCGCUGCCGAGGCUCAGGCUAAGGUUAACGCAAAGUACAGCGAAGAGCAGGCCGCCGAGUGCUUGGACUGGAUCGCCGAAAUCACGGGCGCCGACAUUAGCAAGUCUGGAGACGCCGACAAUUUCUACGAGAUCUUGAAGAACGGACAGCUGUUGUGCCAGGUGAUUAACGCCCUCAAGCCCGGUCAGAUCAAGAAGAUCCAGACCUCCGCCAUGGCAUUCAAGUGCAUGGAAAACAUCAACGCCUUCGUGGAGGGAGCUAAGGCCUGCGGCGUGCCCACUCAGGAGACCUUCCAGACCGUCGACCUCUGGGAACGACAGAACCUUAACUCUGUUGUUAUCUGCUUGCAGUCUCUGGGCAGGAAGGGAUCUCAGUUUGGAAAGCCUUCCAUUGGCCCAAAAGAGUCUGAGAAGAAUGUCCGCCACUUCACCGAGGAGCAGCUCAGGGCUUCUGAGGGCAUUGUCAACCUGCAGUAUGGCUCCAACAAGGGUGCCACUCAGUCUGGCAUGUCCUUUGGCAAUACUCGCCACAUGUAAAAGCACUCUUUGUAGACUUUCACUUUCACUUCAUUUUUUAAAAAAAGUAGUUCAACAUAAUUCAUCAUGCUUCUAAUAUGUUCCAGUAAAUGAUAGCGGGGAGGAUUUCUUUUAUAUAUAAAAAUAAAAACAGAAAAAAAUGUAUUGGCAGUGGUAUGUCUAGAACAGGAAUUUUUACAACUGCCGUGUCUUAGGCAAAGAAACGAACGUAAAAAAGAAUGAAAUCAGAUAUGUAUCACUUGUCCAAUAGGUUGCUACAAUUUUUAUUUCAUUGCAUAGGAACUGGUAAUAAUGAAGCUAAGUCUCAAGGCCAGAGAAAAUGCUUAAAGUUCUCACUGAAACCAGGAAGAAAUAUUUUCAUGCAAGCUGAUGAGUAGCACCAUUGGCUCAUUUCCAAAUUGACACAUUUUCAAUACACAUCACAUUUUUGUUUUACUGAAAACUAAAGGCGUAGAUACAAUAUCAAAGAAAAAUUAUCCAUCCAGGCUUUUUUCAUAUUUUACUAAUUUGUAAGCUUAUUAUAGUACAAUUUAUACAGAUAUAAGUGUUAUACAUUAUGCAGUAUAAAAUGUAUUUAAAUAAUGUUAUUCUAUGAAAAAGAAAUUCAUAUAUAUGAAAAGUAUUCCUUAUUUAUCGUAGUUGCAGCUCACCUGUAGCAAUAUAGUGAAAUGAAUAUUGUUUCAUUUUUCUUUUUUUUUUAUUGGAGUCAUAUUCUCUUUAUUUUACUUUACCAUUGUAUGUGUGGUAUGAAGUUUUAUUUUCUUUUCCAAAUAGAGAAAUUAUAGUCUUGUUUGAGCUGUCACAUUCCAGUUUGAGAGAAAUUUUGUAUGGAAAUGAAAUAAAAAGUUCAAAACUG